Macrosiphum euphorbiae (potato aphid) is the source of this 1278-nucleotide messenger RNA. NCBI's taxonomy places the organism in Eukaryota, Metazoa, Arthropoda, Insecta, Hemiptera, Aphididae. The record is from the annotation of a GenBank genome assembly.
AUGGUGUCCAUUACAAAGUAUCAGCAGUGGUACUGCUGUUUUCGAAAAAUGUCCUCUAAACGUUUUAUAAGUACCUUAUUCAGUGCUUCGUCAAAAUCGAAUUAUUCAAAUCACAGUACACAAAUUAGGCACAUGUCAAUCAUCGACAAUUCAAAAAACAUGAAUGAAACAGACGUAAAAAAAUUGUUGGAAGAUGGGACAGUUCCAGAAGAGUCAUCAGUUAUUGGAGACACUGAGAACUGGACUACAUCCCCAUACCCAAAAGGUUCAUAUGUACCCCACAAAAACCAGUCUCAAGCGCAGCACGCUCUACGACCAAAAGUGGACCCCAAGGAAACGUCAAUACUGAUGUUUCCCGGUCAAGGUACCCAGUUUGUUGGCAUGGGAAAAAAUCUGUUAGUGUUUCCUCAAGUUGUAGAGAUGUUCAAUGCGGCAAGUGAAAUACUGAAGUAUAAUCUGUUGAAACUUUGUUUGGAAGGACCAAAAUCUAAACUGGAUCAGACCAUCUAUAGUCAACCAGCCAUUCUUGUGUGUUCCUUGGGUGCCAUUGAGAAACUAAAAGAAGAACAACCUAGUGCCAUUGAAAAUUGUAUGGCUGCUGCUGGUUACAGUGUUGGAGAAUUUGCUGCUCUUACAUUUGCUGGGUGUUUUUCAUUCGAACAAGCUGUUAGCUUAGUUAAAAUACGCGCAGAAGCAAUGCAUUAUGCGUCAGAAAUUGAACCUGGUGGAAUGGCAAACAUUUACAUAAGACCUGAUUCUAAAUUAAAUUAUGCUAUGAAAAUGGCCAGAGAUUGGUGUCUGGAUAAAGGAAUCGAAAAACCUGUUUGUUCUAUAUCAAACUAUUUGAAUCCUGAUUGUAAAGUAGUUGCUGGGCAUUUAGAAGCAUUAAAGUAUUUAGAAUCCAAUCUAAAACAAUAUAAUCUUAGAAAGAUGCAGAGGUUAAAUGUUUCUGGUGCGUUUCAUACAGACCUCAUGCGCCCUGCUGUUGAACCAUUUGCAGCUGCACUUCAUAAUAUAAAAAUAGCAGAACCUCUGAUAGCUGUCCACUCCAAUAUUGAUGGAAAACGUUAUCAGAACAGCGCUCAAGUGUUUAGAAAUUUACCCAAACAAAUAUACAAACCUGUGAAGUGGGAACAGACAUUACACAUACUGUAUGAACGUCCAGUGGGGUCAAAUUUCCCCGAUACCUUCGAGUGUGGACCUGGCUCAACCCUCAGAAGUUUAUUAAAAACAGUUAAUUCUAAAGCACAUUCUACGUGUAAGAAUAUUGAUAUUUAA